Hibiscus syriacus is the source of this 1212-nucleotide messenger RNA. Its product is annotated as nuclear transcription factor Y subunit C-9-like. NCBI's taxonomy places the organism in Eukaryota, Viridiplantae, Streptophyta, Magnoliopsida, Malvales, Malvaceae. The record is from RefSeq and is a predicted model, not a curated record. Gene Ontology annotation, cellular component: nucleus. Gene Ontology annotation, biological process: regulation of DNA-templated transcription. Bases 223 to 1002 code for a protein of 259 amino acids. Gene Ontology annotation, molecular function: DNA binding; DNA-binding transcription activator activity, RNA polymerase II-specific; protein heterodimerization activity. The transcript is spliced from 4 exons.
UUUGAAAAGGGUAAUUUGGUGAGAAAACAAAAAAGGAAAAGAAAACGCAGAAAGAAGGGGAAGUCCGGGUCGUAUAAAAGUAGCUUCUCAGUUCUGACAUCACAUGUCAAAUACCCAACUUCAGCUUUUCUUGUUUCCAAUCUCAGGCUCCUCUCAGUCUUCUUAUCAAGGGUACGAAUUCCCCCCAAAAGAUGUAUUAAGUUUUGGUUGAAGCAGAUUAGAAUGGACCAGCAAGGACAUGGACAGCCCCCGGCUAUGGGGAUGAUGGGUAGCGGAGCUCAAGUCCCUUAUGGUACUAAUCCGUACCAGAAUCAGGUGACUGGGGCGACCCAAAAUCCAGGGACAGUUGUGACAUCGGUCGGAGGUAUUCAGUCCACCCCGACGGGAGCACAGUUUGCACAGCACCAGCUUGCUUUUCAGCAAAUCCACCAGCAGCAGCAACAGCAACUUCAGCAACAACUGCAGACAUUUUGGGCAAAUCAGUAUCAAGAAAUCGAGAAGGUUACAGAUUUCAAGAACCAUAACCUUCCCUUAGCCCGGAUCAAGAAGAUCAUGAAAGCUGAUGAAGAUGUGAGGAUGAUAUCUGCCGAGGCUCCUGUCAUUUUCGCUCGGGCAUGUGAAAUGUUCAUCUUAGAAUUGACAUUGCGUUCGUGGAAUCACACGGAAGAGAAUAAAAGGAGGACACUUCAGAAGAACGAUAUUGCGGCAGCAAUUACCAGGACUGACAUAUUCGAUUUCUUAGUUGAUAUAGUUCCGAGAGAGGAUUUGAAAGAUGAAGUUCUUGCAUCGAUUCCACGCGGAACAAUGCCUGUUGGAGGGCCUGCUGACGCAUUGUCUUAUUACAUGCCUGCACAACAUGCACCUCAGGUCGGGACUCCGGGAAUGAUAAUGGGGAAGCCGGUGGUGGACCCUGCUAUCUAUGCCCAGCAGUCUCACCCAUACAUGGCGCAGCAGAUGUGGCCACCAGGUCCCGAGCAACAGCAGUCUUCUUCUGAUCAUUAGCAACUCUAGCAUAGAAUUUAAGAAGAGUAGGCCCUCGAGACAUCCUGAGAAUGUUCAUCGGGGCGGAAUAAGGAGGCUUCUCUCCGGGUUAAAAGCCUUGAUCAAGGUUAUAAGCUGAAGAACAGACUUUGUUUUGUAAAUACUAUGCUUGAAGAAUGAAACAAUUUACUUUAUGCCUUUCUGUUUUUUCGAUCUCGUUUCUAGUUGGAA